AGAGGAAGGGGGAAGACGUGUUCCUUCACCCUUACUCUGACUAUUCCCAUUGACUGGGUGACUGGAAUUUUACUAAGCUCUCCCCAAAUCCCAUCCCAAGAAUAACUGCUUUCAGAAGUCCUGGACUGCAUUUCUUUGUGAAUUCUGGGCAUAAUUCCUGGGUGAGACCAAUAAGCUUAAGCUGAAAGGGCAGGAAUCUAGGAUUCUCUGUAUUCUCCCACCAGAGCAGAAGUACCCAGUAAUUGGCAAAACCAGGUUCAGAACUUGGACCUUGAGUUCCCUCUUGAAUUUCUUCUGGCAGUGAUACUACCCUUGCCAUCCCAGCUUACAUCUUACCUGGAUCAGCCAUCCUGAGCCAUGAUGUCCAUUUCAGCCCUUCUCCAAUGCAGCUGUUAUUUCCUGCUUCCCAUCAACCUGAUUUUCUGGGCUGUGUUGGCCCCCAAGACUGGUGCCUUCCCACUGCCAAAUUCCAACCCUCUGUAUCAGUUUGAGGGGCAAGUCCGGCUUUGCCAUCUCUACACAGCAAAUGAACAGACAUACCUCUACCUGGAGAUCUCUCCAGAUGGCACAGUGCGUGGCUCCAGAUACCAGAACCCCUUCAGUUUGUUGGAAAUCAAAGCAGUGAAGUUGGGCAUCAUUCGCAUAUUGGCCAAGAAGACCUCUAGAGUUCUUUGCAUGGGUUCUGAUGGACAUCUAUAUGGCUCACUAUCUUACUCCGAAGAGGCCUGUAAUUUCCGUGAGAUAAUUCUUCAAGAUGGCUAUAACGUGUACUAUUCCGAGGUCUACAACCUUCCUGUCAGCCUGAGCAUGACGGGGAAUUUGGGCCAGAGCCGUCAGCUGCCCCCUUUCUCCCAGUUCUUACCUUUAGGUAACAACAUUCCCCUUGAACCUGUGUUGGUGGACUACGAAUCCUUUGAACAGCAACGUGACAUUGAGUCGGCUGAUCCCCUCAACAUGAUGGGUCGAAACCAGAACAUACGGAGCCCAAGUUACGCCUUCAGAUAGAGCAGGGCAACGUAUGGGCUGGGGCUGGGGCUGGGGCUGGGGCACGAUGCCAGAGGUUCAGCAGGAUUUUUUGUAAGCUUGGCCAUCUGUGUCUUUACUGCAUUAAUAGGAAGAAUAAAUAUGAGGAGGAUAGAUGGGGGCAAAAGAGCAUGAAGAUGUAAUGGAUGGAUGCAGUUGACCUGAAGCCUAGCCGGGACUCCCAGAUAUGACACAGAAUUCCUCUUCUGCCUGAUCAGGAAACACUUCAACUUUUCAGUUUCCCAUUGUUAAUCUUGCUGGCUUUUUUUUUUUUAAUCCAAGGUUUUAUUGCUAUUUAUCCAACUAUUUAAGUAACUUAUUUAUUACAUGUCAGGUUUAUUUAUUGAAGAAAGCUAGAUCAAUAAGGAAGCAGAAAGGAAAGGCAUAAUGUGAAAGCCUUGCGUGCAAAUCAUAUUUAUAUAUUGUUAUUUAUAUACAACCGUCUGUGUGUAUAUUUUCUGCCUGCCUAUUUAUUUCCCUUUCUGGAGAAGACACGCCAACUAAAGGUUAAAUCUGUGCUGCAGGUACUGCCAUGAUUUUAUGCCUGAUAUCUGCUUAUCUACCCCUUCCGUGUUUUCCUUUUCAAGGAAUCUUUCUGCAUUAAUGAAUUCAUGAGCCAGGGGAAUGGAGGCAAGGGGGUUGGAGGCUGCAACCAAAGCUUUACCCCACCCUGCAUAUAAAAAAGAGGCGGUCCUUCAAUCACACCCGCCAUCUUGACUUUUUUGACCCCCACAGACAACCCCGCAGUGAGGUUUAUGAAUCAGAAGAGGCGUGGCAGUUACCAAAACAAAAACAAAAAACCCCUUUGAGCAUGACCCCAUUUUUUUUCCUUCAUAUUUUUUUUAAGGCUUGCACUGCCUGUAAGCCAUCAGAAAAGAUAAAAGAGAAAAAUCUAAAAAGGAAAUUUAAAGGCACAGGUAUUGAUCAUGGAUAUUUAUUUUUUAUAAGCUAUACUUUCAUUAAAAGGCUGUGCCUCUGCUGUGUUUUUCAGCAGCAGCUGUUUCUGGUCGAACGUGUUACGGUAUUGACAAUUCACUGACUUGACAUAAAUCUGCAAAUUUUUGUAUUCUCUUUCUGUUUCUUGCAUUUAAAAAAAUACCUUGUUUCCUUGUGCUUUAAUAGUGAUCGGUGUUAAGCCAUCAGUGGGCUGAAGUGUGAACAAUGUGUUUGUAAUGUGAACCCAAAUAAAAGUUUUUUUAAAAAAGA
Candoia aspera is the source of this 2229-nucleotide messenger RNA. RefSeq names its product fibroblast growth factor 21 (gene FGF21). The record is from RefSeq and is a predicted model, not a curated record. The transcript has 3 exons. The coding region runs from base 358 to 1005 and encodes 215 amino acids. Gene Ontology annotation, biological process: positive regulation of cell population proliferation; fibroblast growth factor receptor signaling pathway; animal organ morphogenesis. Gene Ontology annotation, cellular component: cytoplasm. NCBI's taxonomy places the organism in Eukaryota, Metazoa, Chordata, Lepidosauria, Squamata, Candoiidae. Gene Ontology annotation, molecular function: fibroblast growth factor receptor binding; growth factor activity.